Molecule: messenger RNA, 1178 nt
Organism: Oryza brachyantha (malo sina)
Lineage: Eukaryota; Viridiplantae; Streptophyta; Magnoliopsida; Poales; Poaceae
Product: zinc finger CCCH domain-containing protein 31
Exons: 3
Coding region: 110-1024 (304 amino acids)
Molecular function (GO): mRNA binding; metal ion binding
Source: RefSeq, a predicted model, not a curated record
UCGUCAAGCCUCUCGAUUCCGCGGCUGCCCCUCUUCCGCCAAACGCAAGUUAGGGUUUCGAUCUCUCCCCACCCGCCCGCCCGCCCCUCGCUCCACGCGCAGGCUCGCCAUGGAGGGAGCCGGCGCCACCCGCAAGAGAUCCCGGCCGGACAUGGCCAACGGGGCCGCCGCCGGAGGGAAGCGCUCGAGAGAAACGGAGUCAUUUCAAACUGGUCUAUCAAGCAAAUCGAAGCCUUGCACCAAGUUUUUCAGUACGGUUGGGUGCCCCUUUGGUGAGGGUUGCCAUUUCUCACACUUUGUCCCCGGUGGGUAUCAAGCAGUAGCAAAAACACUCAAUCUGGGACCUGCUGUACCUGCACUGGCAAGAGCUCCUAUGGAUCAUGUUGCUGCUGGUAAUUCUCAUUCAGCUUCUUCUGGCAAGACACGCAUGUGCACCAAGUACAACACUCCAGAAGGCUGCAAAUUUGGUGACAAGUGCCAUUUUGCCCAUGGUGAGAGGGAGCUUGGCAAACCAGCGUAUAUGUCCCAUGAGAGUGCCAUGGCUCCUAUGGGUGGUCGAUUUGGAGGCCGACCUGAACCACCCGCACCAGCUGCUAUGGGCCCUCCAGCAGGAAACUUUGGUGCAUCAGCUACUGCCAAGAUCAGUGUUGAUGCCUCUCUUGCUGGUGGCAUAAUCGGGAAGGGUGGUGUCAAUACAAAGCAAAUAUGCCGAGUGACUGGGGUUAAGCUCUCAAUACGGGACCAUGAGUCGGACCCAAACCUGAAGAACAUUGAGCUUGAAGGCAAUUUCGAUCAGAUAAAGCAAGCAAGCAAAAUGGUGGGUGAGCUCAUUGCAACAAUCAGCGCAAGCACUCCAACCAAGAAACCUUCUAGUGCAGUAGCCCCAGCAGGACGAGGCGGACCUGGGGGCAGGAGCAACUACAAGACCAAGCUUUGCGAGAACUUUGUGAAGGGAACCUGCACGUUUGGUGAGCGAUGCCACUUUGCUCACGGCGAGAACGAGCAACGGAAAGGUGCUGCUUGAGAGCCGAAACGCAUCUUGUGCACACCCAUCCCCCAUGUCUUCUUUUGUGACUAGUCUCUCUGCAUCUUUAGGUGAUUAGCCUGCUGUAUUGCGAUUUUACGGAUUUAUGUUUUCUAUUAAGCUUUUGAUGUGUCUAAGAAGCAAAUAACUUAGU